Ochotona curzoniae (black-lipped pika) is the source of this 219-nucleotide messenger RNA. RefSeq names its product 40S ribosomal protein S29-like. NCBI's taxonomy places the organism in Eukaryota, Metazoa, Chordata, Mammalia, Lagomorpha, Ochotonidae. The record is from RefSeq and is a predicted model, not a curated record. Gene Ontology annotation, cellular component: cytosolic small ribosomal subunit. Gene Ontology annotation, molecular function: structural constituent of ribosome; zinc ion binding.
AUGAUCGAAAAGGGGAAAGAUAACAAGUACUAUCAAGAAUGUGGAGGGUGGGGACAACGUGGUCGUCAACAGCUCGACUGGAGUCACUCAUGAAGAUUCGGCCAAGGUUCCCGUGUGUGCUCCAACCGGCAUGGUCUGAUCCGGAAAUACAGCCUGAACAUGGGCUGCCAGUGUCUCCCCCAGUACGCCAAGGAUAUCGGCUUCGUCACGCUGGAUUGA